Molecule: messenger RNA, 3821 nt
Organism: Astyanax mexicanus (Mexican tetra)
Lineage: Eukaryota; Metazoa; Chordata; Actinopteri; Characiformes; Acestrorhamphidae
Gene: e2f8
Product: E2F transcription factor 8
Exons: 14
Coding region: 394-3090 (898 amino acids)
Biological process (GO): regulation of transcription by RNA polymerase II
Cellular component (GO): RNA polymerase II transcription regulator complex
Molecular function (GO): RNA polymerase II cis-regulatory region sequence-specific DNA binding; DNA-binding transcription factor activity, RNA polymerase II-specific
Source: RefSeq, a predicted model, not a curated record
AGGAGCGCGCACAUAUACACAGACACCCGGGAAAACCGAACCAGGACCUUCAUAUACCCGGGAAAAUCGAACCAGGACCUUCAUAUACCCGGGAAAACCGAACCAGGACCCUCAGCGCGCUGGAAAAUCACUAAAACUGGAGAAAUCCGUAUUUAUUUACAGCCAGCUUUACUGUAGCGCUGUACAGAGAAGCACAGCUGGAGGACUGAUCUAACAUACUGUAGGUUGAGUUACCUGUGUGGAAUCUGCGGAGAUAUUCUUGCACUAAAUUAUUUGAGCUAAAUCUACAAGAGGUGGAAUCUAUCUGCCGUUCUUAUGGAUUAAUUUGCCUUCUUUCCUGCAUUCUGGUCGGACCGUUUCUCCUGUACAGUCUACUGCUGACUCAGGUGGAAAAUGUCCAGCACCUUACUAAACGGCCAGCACUUAACCCAGCUCCCCCAAACGAGCCCCAACAAAUCAGCAGCAGCUAAUGAGAAGAAAACGGGUGUGUUUGUGGAACCGCAGACACCCGGGAAAACCUCGGGGAAAUCUGCCCCUCUGGAAAAUCUGAAAAUAAUGGGUCCCCUAACAACGCCCACUAAAGGCCCGGACGCUCCUACAGGGGAGCCCUGGACCCCUACUUCUAAUCUAAAGAUGCUGAUCAGUGCGGCUAGCCCCGAGAUACGUAACCGUGAGAAGGAAAGAAGUGCAGACAACAUAAAGGCAGACGAAACAGAAUGCUCUUCUCAGGAGCCCGAGCUGGGUGAGGAAUCAGAGAAGCUGCAUCUCAGCCGGAAGGAGAAGAGUCUCGGUUUGCUUUGCCACAAGUUUCUGGCUCGAUACCCAGACUACCCGAAUCCAGCCAUCAACAACGACAUCUGCCUGGACGACGUCGCUACUGAACUAAGUGUGGAGCGCCGUCGUAUCUACGACAUCAUGAAUGUUCUGGAGAGUCUGCACAUGGUCAGCCGGCUGGCCAAGAACAGAUACACGUGGCACGGGCGGGCAAAGCUGGCGCAGACGCUGGCGGCCCUGUGGCGGGCUGGCGAGGAGAACCGGUACGGUCAGCAGAUGCUGCAGCUCAAACAGAAGAACCUGGAUCAGGAGUUUGAGCUGGACGGAGAGGAGAAGGAGAACGAGGAGGAGGCAGAGGGACAGAAGGAGCUGAGCUUCAUCUCUGAAACCGCAGGGGACGCCAAAACAGCCGGCAGCCGGAAGGAUAAAUCACUGCGGGUGAUGAGUCAGAAGUUUGUGAUGUUGUUCCUGGUGUCCAGUCCUCGGGUGGUCAGUCUGGAGAUUGCAGCAAAAAUCCUGAUUGGAGAAGACCAGGUGGUGGACCAGGACAAAAGCAAGUUUAAAACGAAGAUCCGUCGACUGUACGACAUCGCUAAUGUCCUGAGCAGCCUGGAGCUGAUUAAGAAGGUGCACGUGACGGAGGAUCGAGGGAGGAAACCAGCGUUCAAAUGGACCGGCCCAGAGGAUCUCCCUUCACCACAGGAUGUGGAGAUUGCUACAGUAACAGCGAGCUCUUUAUCCUCUCGGCCGCUGGAGUCCCGCUCCUCGCUGGAUAACUGCACUAAAAACCUCUUCUGCUCCCCCGGAACCAAGCGGGGCUUCACCCGCCACCACUCGCUCGUCAAACUGGCCAAGAGCAUCCAAGACGACCGCCGCAAGAUAAACUCCGCCCCCACCAGCCCCAUCAAAAUGACCAGUGAAGCAGUAAGUGGAGGGCUGGCUCACCUGGCAGCGAUCUGUAAAAUGCAACUGGAUAAGCAGACUGUGAAUAUUCCUCAAACACCAAACCCAGAAGACGCUGUAGACGUUUGUGAGGACACUUUGUUCACAUCUGCUGGAGCUUCUACAGCUGCACCCGGAGAAUCCAGACCCGCCUGCCCACCAGGGGUGCAUUUUCCUGUGCUGCCAGCAGGGGCAGUCUCAUACCUGCCCUCUCCCUGCUCCUCAGUUAUACCUGUACUGCUGCCCCAGCCCCAGGUGGGCCGGUCCUAUGCCCUCUAUGUUCACCACGCCCCUGCCAGGCCACACCCCUCGCUCAGACCGCCUCCCACAAGCCUGGUUGUGCGCUCCAUGACCUUUGAAAGCCCAGGGGGACCCAGCCACAAAGUGUCGCCAGCUGCAGCUCCAGCGGGUCAGGCGGCUCAGGGUCACGACUGUGCCAGCCCUUCUCUGAAACGGGCAUGUGCAGAACCAGCGCCGGAGGGAAGUCCGUCCAAGAUCAAACGUGCUGAGAGCAGUUCCCCAAAGCUGGGUGAGAUUCUGAAGGCUCGUCUGAAGGCUCGACGGGGGGCGCUGAAGUCCAGCCGACCCUCCUCGAGAGCGCUGCACCUGGACCCCGAGUUCACCAAACCCCCUGAACCACGUUCUGCCCCUCUGGACCAGAGCCUGGAGAACUUUUUGGAGAAGGAAGAGAAACUGCAGGCCGAGAGCAGAGAGACGACACUGACUCCAACACCAUCCAGACACACACAGAAAAUUACCCCCAACGGACCAGAGAUACAGCCUGGACUCACACACUCAGAGACUUUAUUACCCACAGGUUACUUGAUUCCUAUCCCUCAGCCUCCUCUGCUCAGCUCCAGCGAAGCUCCAAAAACCUCCACACCCACAUACAACAUCUACCACACGCCAACUGCAGGCUCUAGACCUCCCCCUCCUCAGGAGUUUACCCCCACUGGUCUCCAUUUGCCCCGUGUACCUCCCCUCUCCCCUUUUUCUCCCACCCCAAGCCCCUCCAUCCUCAACUUCACCCUGCAGAACCUGGGCCUGAUUCCCAGUCCCUCCACACCCACACCAACCCACGCUCCCUGUGGAGUGAGUCUGGAGCCCCCCGGCCCUGCCGCUCCCCCCGGGAUGAUAUUCGUUAAGCCAGUUUCUCCAGCAGGGACACUGCAGCAUGGAGCUCUACACGGCCAGCCCGUCACCUUCAUCAGCCUGCAGCAGCCGCUCCUGACCACACCCAAAGGCCGUCCUGCUCUUCAGCACACUUUCUUCCACACCCCAGUCUCCUCACUGCCCACCAUCACCACACCCACAGCCCCAAAAACCCUCUACAUCCCCCAGAGGAAGCUGGAGGUCAGCUCAGAGGACUCUUAGGAUAUUCCAGUCUCAUAUUGGGGCGCCACAUUACGCGGUGUAUCUGCUGCAAAUCCACUAACUUUUACCUGAGCCUGUGUGUGUGUGUGUGUGUGUGUUUAAUUAUUUGGUUGGUACUGUAGGUUCUGCUUUAUCUUUAUGCCUCUACAGUUCUGGUGUUUUCACGGCAUGUUUGGACUUUAAGACUGGUGCUGUUUAACCAGACAUGAUCAACUGGGUUUACUCUGAGCCUCAAAGCCCACCGCACAGAACACUGUAAUCCAAAAGACUUGACUUAUCAUUUGGUCCACUAGCACACUGUGUUAUGGGUUAGCUUUGUAAAAAAGACAAAAUGCUGUACAAGAACUCUGUACAAGAGUAAAAAGUGUGCUUUAUGUUUCAGUUCCAGUAUUUCAGGGAUUUUGUACCAAAUGUAUAAAAACGUCAGGAAAAAGAGGUCAUCUCGACACUGGUGCUACACGUACCCUAAAAUAUUACCCUGCCAUGAUUAUGGUGCUGUGCUAUAUGUUGAUAGGAGAGAACAGUGUGGGGUAAUAAAGUAUUAAAGAGGAUUAAUAAACUGUAGUGGUCUUACAGCUGUGUAUAUUGUUUGUUUGUGUCUAUAUCCCAUGAAACUGGGACUGUAUGCAAAGAGUUAUGAAUGUGCAUUAAAUAUUGCUAAUCAUUUAAAAAAUAAUAAUUGAUCAUUAUAUGGAGUCAAUUAUUAAUUAAAACCUUUUUAUGAUUUUUAA